AACCAUUUUGCCAUUCUCCCUCAAUCUCCAUUGCUUUUAGUAGCUUUGAAGUUUCCUUUCAGAAUCACAGUACAAAACCUAGCUACUGUUUGAACCUUUUCUUUCAAAAUUGUUGGUUCUUAUAUAUAUAUAGGAGAGCACAUAACUAAAAGACAAGAUGAAGGCAGUGCCAAAUCCUACAUUUGGGUUGUGGACUAUUUUGCUUGUUACAAUGGUUUUUUUGCUUCUUGGCACUAGCCAAAGCCUAAGACCAUCUCAUUUUACCUACCAAGGGAAUGGACUUCACAAGGGUGACCAAACCAACAACAACAACCACCUAGAGGAUGAAAGGAAAGGGGAGCUAGGGAUGGAGCUAUAUCCAACAGGGUCAAGUCUCCCAGACUGUUCUCAUGCGUGUGGGCCAUGCUUCCCAUGCAAGAGGGUGAUGGUGAGCUUUAAGUGCUCAGUUGCAGAGUCUUGCCCCAUUGUUUACAGAUGCAUGUGUAGAGGCAAAUACUACCAUGUCCCUUCCAACUGAUUCAUCACACCACUCCACUUGGCACCUCAUUAUAUUAUUGGCUCUCAAUUCCAUACUUUUUUUUUUUUUUUUUUACGAUAGAUUAGAGUAGCUAGCUAGCUUCUAUGGUGGAUCAUGUUAGUGCAUGCUUUAAUCACAAGUGUUAUUGUUUUUGUCAUAUUUUCAUGAUGUAGUAAGAGGGGUAAGUAGAAUUAGGAAAAGGUUAGUUUUACUCUUUUUGUAGUUGAGAUAUGUCAGACAUUUUACUGCA
This is a messenger RNA of Ipomoea triloba (trilobed morning glory), 767 nucleotides long. RefSeq names its product protein EPIDERMAL PATTERNING FACTOR 2. NCBI's taxonomy places the organism in Eukaryota, Viridiplantae, Streptophyta, Magnoliopsida, Solanales, Convolvulaceae. The record is from RefSeq and is a predicted model, not a curated record. Bases 158 to 517 code for a protein of 119 amino acids. The transcript has 3 exons. Gene Ontology annotation, biological process: guard cell differentiation; stomatal complex development.